Molecule: messenger RNA, 4076 nt
Organism: Nematostella vectensis (starlet sea anemone)
Lineage: Eukaryota; Metazoa; Cnidaria; Anthozoa; Actiniaria; Edwardsiidae
Product: mitogen-activated protein kinase kinase kinase 2
Exons: 21
Coding region: 349-2394 (681 amino acids)
Biological process (GO): protein phosphorylation
Molecular function (GO): protein kinase activity; ATP binding; protein binding
Source: RefSeq, a predicted model, not a curated record
UAGGGAGGGGAGGGACAUAUUGUAAUGCCGAUAGCGAAGUCCACCAUUUUCACCGUCAAAAUAGGACAACAUCUAUUGUAAAUAUCCGAGUGUAAAGUACAGAAUGAUUACACUGCAAGGAUAAAUGCCUUAACACUAUCGAAAAAUAAAGCUGUACACCAGGAUGCCAUGAGGACGGCAAUUCAUUUUCAGGAAAUCGACUAGAUUGGUCUGUUUCAAAUACGCCAAACGUUUCUACUUGGAUCGGAAGGGUCGAUUGACACGGGUUUCGCGUGGACAGCCGUUCAACUUUCGGCAUUUCCACUGCACAAAUGGCUCUGUUAUUCACUUAGUACAAAUACCAUCAAUAUGGAUGAUGAAAUGGAAAGUGAGAGUUCAACAACCAGAACCCAGGAUAUCAACAAUGGUUUUGUUACACCCCCACCUAAGAAUGACAUCAGAGUCAAAUUUGAAUUUCAAAAUGAAAGAAGGAUAAUUCCAGUAACAAGACCUGUCAUCCUAUCAGAGCUGUUGCAGAGAGUAAAGACUGCUUAUGGACAAGAAUUGUGCAUGAACUACAUAAAUGAAGGGAUCACUAUUCCAAUUUUGACCCAGUCAGAUCUAGAGAAAGGGAUAGAGAUUCUGGAUCGCAGCCCUCACCUAACAAGCCUUAGAAUCUUUCUGUCGGUACCUAAUGGAGUUGUGCUAAAAAAGCCUACCCUGUCACAGCAUUCCCGACGUAUGAUGGUAGAAGCACUGGUUCCUCCCAACCCAAAAAUGGGUUCUCUGUUUGGUAGAAGUCUUGGGCAGCGAAAGUAUCGAGAAAAACCAACAGGCUACAUGUAUGGACUGGUGUCAAGGUCACAAUCUACCCCUGAUGAAAUAGCCAACAUGGUUGAAGACACGCCCAAUGUACCAAGGUUAUCUCGUUACCACCCUAUCCAGUACAUGUCAACAAGUGACAUUCAUGACAGAGGGAGAGAUUCCCCUCCACCUGGAUUCCACCCAGAGCCAGAGUACAUGCCGAGACGACCUCAUCACUUUAUAAGGAGUGAAGGAGAGUUUAUUCCAGAGACGCAAACAUCAUCAAAUGAGAUGGUGCGAGGCCAGUUUAUGGCAUAUGACCCCCUCUCUCAUCGAGAGGUACGAGUCUUCUCUAGCCCGAGCUCUGAUGGCUCACUCACUGGAUCCUCUUCUUCGCUUAACGGCACAUUCUCAGUAGAAAGUGCUGGUGAUAUGUACCCGUUCACACGUCGUCUAUCUCGUCGGACACACUCUAACAGUUCCCUGUCAUUAGGCAUGUUUUCUUCAGAAGAGGAUAUUGUAGAUUCAAAGGCAGAUACAUUCCCUCGAAGACGACAGACAUUUAGUGGAUCUAUACCGGACAUUAGUGAUGGUCACCAAACAUUCCCACGUCAAACCCUGACGUCGCGCAAACCUAUUCCUCUCUCAAUGCGUUCAGACAUGUCGUCACAGCACAGUCUGGCGAGUAGUAGUAGCAGCAGUAGUGGUCUACUCAUUGAUAUAGAGUCCUCGUACAGAGGGAUACACCGCGAGUCCGAAUCUGGCAUCGCCAUCUCCCCACCAACGACCCAGUUCCCUAACAACUGGCGGAAAGGCAAACUUCUCGGGGCUGGUGCAUUUGGUCAGGUCUAUAUGUGUCAUGACUUAGACACAGGAAGAGAGCUAGCAGUGAAGCAAAUAGAAACAGGACAGCUUAACUCCUCCACUAAGAACGAGGUGAAGGCGCUUGAAGGUGAAAUCGAGUUUAUGAAGGCAUUUAGAAACGAGCGGAUUGUACAGUACUAUGGAAUCGAGACAGACGACCUUCAUAUCUAUAUAUUCAUGGAGUACCUACCUGGCGGUUCAAUCCAUGAGCACAUCAAGCAACAUGGGGCCUUGAACGAGAGCCUCACUAGAAAGUACUCUCGGCAAAUCCUUGAAGGCAUACUGUACUUGCACACGAAUCGGAUAGUGCACAGAGACAUUAAAGGUGCCAACAUAUUGAGAGAUCUAUACGGUAAUGUCAAACUCGCAGACUUUGGGGCAUCCAAAAGAUUGCAGACUAUUCGCAGUAAAACUGGCUUCCGGUCAGUGCAUGGUACCCCAUACUGGAUGGCCCCCGAGGUCAUCAACGGCGAGGGCUACGGCAGGAAGGCCGAUGUCUGGAGCGUGGGGUGUACAGUGGUAGAAAUGCUAACCACGAAGCCGCCAUGGGCAGACUUCGAACCAAUGGCUGCUCUUUUCAAGAUUGCUACGCAGCCAACAGAACCCGAACUUCCUAGCGACCUUUCAGUGGACGCCGUGGAAUUUGUCAGGUCAACUCUUAGGAUGAACUCCAAGUCCCGACCAUCUGCUGACGAACUCUUGCGCUUCAGUUUUGUAACGAACUCGUCCAUGUCAACGUGCUUAUGAUGCAGAGUCGACCAAUUUUGUAACGAACUCGUCCAUGUAAACGUGCUUAUGAUGCAGAGUCGACCAAGCGGAGGCGGCAUCCGCAUGGUGUUACCCCAUCGGAAUGGCUAUGCACAUUACCGCAUGCGCAGUAAAAAUGGAUACAGACCGUUUCGGAUAAGUUGCCAUUGCAAGUUUGAGAUGGUGGGGUGCGUCUGGGUAAUGGAGUUGUGCAGACGUAUACCAUUGGGCCAAUCCAGGAUUUGUUCUAGAAAUCCUGUCCGAAGGGGAUGUCUGCACCGCUCCCGGACCCGAACACCCGGUUGACACCUGUUGUUUGUCUGCCAUAGUGAGUCGUCAUUAUCUGUGAGUCGUCAUUAUCUGUGAUUCGUCAUUAUCUGUGAUUCGUCGUGGUUAUCUGUGAGUCGUCGUCAUCUGUGAGUUGUCGUUAUCUGUGAGUCGUCAUCAUCUGUAAGUCGUCUUUAUGCGUGAAUCGUCUUCGCCAGGAAAACAUAGCAAAUCGGGCAACGCUUGUCAUUAUUUUCGGAUAGAUUGAUUUUUUAAGGCUUUCAUUUCAAAUACUUUAUGGAUGAAGCAAACUCGUUAUAUUAAGGUGAGACAUUGAUAGUUAUUUUGCUAUACAUAUGUAUCUUGUUUUAGCUGCCGGGUAUACACAUAUUUCAUUAGUCCAGUUUCGAGUUCCACUGUGCCUGCUGGUCAGAGGCACCGAGGACGCAUAAAUACAGUGCAAGCCUCAGCUUCAAUUGAAUUGAUUGCAAAUACCAGCGAGAUAAUGUUUUCACAGGUUUUUGCAUUGUUUUAUUCCAAGUCCAGAGAUUCUCGCUGCAAUGCGCAUGAAAUUUGCCUCAAGUCGAGGCUUACACUGUAUUUAUGCGUCCUUAGUCUGUAAGUUCAGCGGUCAUAGUGGAAAUUGGGCUUUUAAGGCUGAUUACUGUAAAAAAAGUGGAAAAUGAUGAAUAACAAACAUCCCUGGUUAGGAAAAACAAGUCUUGUAUCUGUUAAUAAGAUUUAGAGAAGUUAAAUUAAGUUUUGUAGCGAGGUCCUUCUAAUUAAUGAACGCAUUUUCAAUACAAGAAAACAUUAUUAUUGGCCAAACUUUGUUUUCCAUUCUCUUAUAGUCAAACUUAAUUGAAAAAGGUGUAUUUGAGGAAGUUAAAAUAAAUAAACUUCUAAAUUCGACCAUAGAGACACUUAAACGCAAUAUAUGCAAUAUUGUGCAAAGCUUUGUUUUCAGACAGGUACCACUAAGAAUCUUUAAAUAUGUUUUACAUUUUGCCAUUGUAAAAGUCCGCUUUUGUUUGUUUUUCUCUAUUUCCUGAUCUUUAUUUCUGACUUUUAUCCCUGAAGCAGGCAAAAAUAUAAUAUAUGAUAUAACUAUGCUAACUCCGAGACGGAGUCAACAUUCAGCUCGAUUAAUCCAAGGUUACACAAUCCUACAUCUGUAAGCUCGUAGAAAACCUUCACUAGCAAUUUUUACCCGUAAACUGAGAGCUAUGAAGAGUUGUUUUUUAGUCGCCCGGGCACCCUAGGUACGCACUGAAUUUUUUCCCGGCAUUCGUGAAUGUCAAUAUGCAUGCUAGGUACAAUAUAUCCUAGUUGCUGUAAAUAUUUGUUCUAGAGAAUUGUAGAUAUAUACUGGUCAAUACUAUGGAUUUUUUUUCACAAUAAAAUGGUUUCAACAA